Messenger RNA from Chenopodium quinoa (quinoa), 3039 nucleotides. RefSeq lists its product as uncharacterized. The transcript has 4 exons. The record is from RefSeq and is a predicted model, not a curated record. NCBI's taxonomy places the organism in Eukaryota, Viridiplantae, Streptophyta, Magnoliopsida, Caryophyllales, Amaranthaceae. Bases 1 to 3039 code for a protein of 1012 amino acids.
AUGGAGCUAAUUUGGAUGAAUUAUAGAUCCACGAAGCAGUAUGAUGAUGAGUCCCUAUAUGACGCAUGGAGGAGAUUCAAGCGUUUGCAGAGACAAUGCCCUCACCAUGGUAUUCCUGAAUGGAUGUUGAUCCAAACUUUUUACAAUGGUCUAACUCAUGAGUUCCGAAUCUACAUUGAUGCUGCAUCUGGGGGCUCUCUCUUGACAAAGAACCCCACUGAAGCAAAGGAGCUUAUAGAGAAGAUGGCAGCCAAUGAUAAUUAUCAUCUAGGAGGCCGAAACACUGUGAAAAAGGGAGGUAAAAUUGAUGUUGAUGCCUUAACUAUGCUAACCAGUUCUGUGCAGGCACUAACAAGCAGGUUUGAUAAGUUCCAAGCUGGAACCUCUACUAGCCCACAGGAGUUGUGUCAAUUGUGUAAUGUGCAAGGUCAUAUUGCACCGGAUUGCCCGCAGAUUUCGCAAAAUACAGAGGAGAUGUCAAUCGAGCAGGCCAAUGCUUUCUACUCCUCUAACCCCAAAAGGCCCUAUGACCCCUAUUCCAACACCUAUAAUGAAGGAUGGAAACACCAUCCUAACUUUUCAUACAAGAAUACCCAAGCACAGCAAAAUCCACCUCAACCCAACAACUACAACCCACCACCACCUGGCUUCCAACAAAGACCACCCAACACCCAACAACCAAUGCAACCAGAACCUCAGAAAUCUAGCCUUGAGGUGACGUUAGAGAGCUUUAUAACCGCAACAAAUAGUGUCAUCCAACACCAAAAUAGCUCUAUACAACAGUUGCAGGCCCAAAGUAAACUCAUGGAAAACCAGAUAAGCCAACUUGCUAAUCAAGUUAGCCAAUCUUUAAAGAUUCCAGGAACUUUUCCGGGCCAAACAGAACAACCUCAAAAAGGCCAAAUGAAUGUUGUUUUCCUGAGGAGUGGAAAGCAAUUGGAAGAUCCUCCUACCAAGGAGCCAUCAAAGGAGGUCGUUGAAGAAGCAGGUGCAAGUGGGAAGGAAGUUGACAACUCUAGGGUCGAGGAUGAAUCCAAGGAAGCGCCACCAAAGCCACUUGCUCCGUAUGUGCCUAAGGUUCCUUUUCCUCAAAGGUUAGCUCAAGCUAAACUUGAGAAAAAGUUCAGUAAGUUUCUUGAUAUUCUUAAAAAGCUUCAUAUUAAUAUUCCAUUUUUAGAUGCCAUAUCUGAGAUGCCUUCUUAUGCAAAAUUAUUAAAAGAUAUGCUAUCUAACAAGAAAAAGUUAGAAGAGAAUACUACAGUUGCUUUGAAUGCAGAGUGCAGUGCUAUUUUGCAGAACACUCUCCCUAAGAAAUUAGGAGAUCCAGGUAGCUAUUCAAUUCCUGUGAAGCUUGGGGAUAUCGAAAUCAACAGAGCAUUGUGCGAUCUUGGUGCAAGUGUGAGCCUCAUGCCACUAUCCAUAUGCAAGAAGCUGCAAAUGGGUGAACUCAAACCCACACGCAUAUCCCUGCAACUUGCAGACAGGUCAGUGAAGUUUCCUUUGGGUGUACUUGAGGAUGUACCACUUCGCGUAGGUAAGUUUUUCAUACCCUGUGAUUUUGUUGUGAUGGAGAUGGAUGAAGAUGUGAAUGUUCCAAUUAUACUUGGUAGACCUUUCUUAGCUACUGCAGGUGCAAUUAUUGAUAUGAAGAAAGGUAAGAUUACUUUUGAAGUAGGUGAUGAGAAAUUGGAAUACUCACUUUUUAAUGUUAUGGGUGCCCCUUCUAUGGGAGACACUGUUUGUCAGGUUGAUGUGCUCGAUGAGCUGCAGAAUGAGCAACUUCCCUUGAAUCAGAAUGAUGAUGCUCUCGAACAAGUUCUAUUAGGGAAGGAAGAUGAUAAUGGAGAUUGGCAGUCUACGGAGUAUACCAGGUUACUUAAUGAAGCAAAGGCCAAUCCAAAUCAGAACCCGAUCAGAGAGAAAUUGGAAGUAAUGAGUAUUGGGGAGAGUUCUAAGCCUCCCGAGGUAGAGUUGAAACCCCUCCCCUCUAACUUAAAAUAUGCAUAUCUUGGUCCAAAUAAUUCAUAUCCUGUUAUUGUCAAUGCUGAACUCAAGGACACAGAACUAGAGCAAUUGCUCAACGUUUUGAAAACAUAUAAAAGUGUCAUUGGGAUGCCAUUUGGAUUAUGUAAUGCUCCUGCCACUUUUCAGCGAUGUAUGAUGGCAAUUUUCUCAAGACUCAUAGAAAACUCUAUGGAAGUAUUUAUGGAUGAUUUCUCUGUCUAUGGAACAUCCUUUGAUGGAAUUGUUUUAGGUCAUGUUGUGUCUAAUAAAGGGAUUGAGGUUGAAAAGGCCAAAAUAGAGGUUAUAGAGCGCUUACCACCCCCUAAAUCUGUAAAAGGAGUUCGAAGCUUCCUUGGUCACGCAGGUUUUUAUCGGCGUUUUAUUAAGGAUUUUUCGAAAAUUGCUAGACCUUUAACUGAGCUAUUGGCUAAGGAUGUCCCUUUUGUCUUUUCUGAUGCUUGUCUUGAAGCUUUUAACAGGUUGAAGGAAGCUUUAAUCACUGCUCCAGUCAUGCAACCCCCAGAUUGGAGUCUGUUGUUUGAGAUCAUGUGCGAUGCUAGUGAUUAUGCGGUGGGAGCCGUAUUAGGGCAAAGGAAGGAGAAGAAGCUUUAUGCCAUAUACUAUGCUAGCAAGACUUUGAGCUCUGCUCAACUGAAUUAUGCCACAACUGAAAAAGAGAUGCUAGCAGUUAUAUAUGCUAUUGACAAGUUUCAUUCUUAUUUGGUAGGUUCCAAGGUCAUCAUUCAUAUAGAUCAUGCAACAUUGAGGUACUUGAUGACCAAGACACAUGCCAAACCAAGGUUGAUUCAAUGGAUUCUCCAGCUACAGGAUUAUGACAUCGAAAUCAGGGAUACCAAAGGAACAGAGAAUGUCGUUGCAGACCAUCUUUCCCGUCUUCUCCUUGACCCUGAAGAUGGAGAUGAUACCCCUUGGUUUGCUGACUUAGCUAACUUUCUCUCCACAGGUACAAUGCCUCAUGGCUAUUCUUCUCAACAAAAGAAGAAAUUCUUUUCUGAAGCAAAGAGAUACCACUAG